AUGUUUGCCAACCCUCAAUUAAAACCCGCUCGCGACGUCGCUGGCGACGUCGGCGACGACUACUUCAGCCGCCGCCCUCGUCUCCGUCUCCGGGUCGGCGACGACCACUGCGCCCGCCUCGAGCCGCUGCUGCCUCCGUUACCACUGUCGGAAGUGCCGUCGUUGGCGCUGCCCGAGCUGGCGCUGCCGCCGCUGCCCCUCGCCGACGAUGCCCACUUCCCGCGCACAGCGCCGACGCGGAUGCUGCUGGCGCCGCUGAUCUUGGACCUGGUGCCCCAGUACUCCCCUUUGGAAGACAACCUCGACUUGGACCACUGCUUUUUUCCCCUCAACUACACCAAUUUUUCGUUUUUGAUCGUUGACGACAACAUCAUCAACGUCAAGGUGCUCACCAAGCUCAUCCACAAGUUGUACCCGAAUGCGCACAUCAUCCUGACGGUGAACCUGACCCAGGUGCCGCAGAUGCUCUUGGAGAACCACGUCGACUGUGUGUUUAUGGACAUCGACAUGCCUGUGAUCACCGGGAUCGACUUGGCGCUGAUGAUCCGCGCCCACCCGGCGUACAACAGGAUGGCGGUGAUCGCCGUCACCACGAGAACGCUGGCACGCGACCUCGCCCGCUACGACGAGGUCGGCAUCGACGCCACCAUCAGCAAGCCCAUCCGCUUGCCUUACGACGCCACCAUGGACCGCAUCGACCGCGCGAUCCUGGCGAGACAAUGA
Messenger RNA from Diutina rugosa, 723 nucleotides. RefSeq names its product Srr1p (gene SRR1). The transcript has a single exon. The record is from RefSeq and is a predicted model, not a curated record. Gene Ontology annotation, biological process: phosphorelay signal transduction system. Bases 1 to 723 code for a protein of 240 amino acids. Lineage: Eukaryota; Fungi; Ascomycota; Pichiomycetes; Serinales; Debaryomycetaceae.